GUCAAAUUUGACAAUUAUUGAAUUUGUGAUUUGCAUUUUGUUGUUUUGAUCAUCGUCACAAAAAUCUUUUACGGUUUUUGAGAUAACUAUUGUGCUAAAGUGAAAUAAACUGUUCCAAGCUGAAUUUAUUGCAAAAAAUAAUGACGUCCGCCGUGCCUACAGACAGAAAUGAGGAGCGACGACGCAGGGUCCUGCUGGGUCCUCUCCCAGCCAGUUUCCUCCGGGCCGAUGUUGCCACCGACACUCUGGAUGCGGACUAUGAGGCUGCACUGGCUCUGCACCAAACUAUGAGCGGUGCCAUGAUGCCCGCUACUGGACCCCCGCUGCAGGCCCGGCUGAGCAUCACCAUAGCUCAAGCUAAGCUGGUCAAAAACUAUGGUCUGACGCGCAUGGACCCGUACGUGCGCGUGCGCGUCGGCCACUGCAUCUACGAGACGCACACCGACCCCAGCGGAGGCAAGACGCCGCGCUGGAACAAGGUCAUACACUGCCUGCUGCCGCCCGGCGUGAACUCCAUCUACCUGGAGAUCUUCGACGAGUGCUCGUUCACGAUGGACGAGCUCAUCGCGUGGGCGCACAUCGGGAUACCACCCGCGGUUAUUAAGGGCGAAACUCACGAAGACUGGUACCCUCUUAAUGGGAAACAAGGCGAUGGCAUGGAAGGAAUGAUCAACUUGGUCCUUAGCUACGCUGUGACUCCAGCGCCCACGAUGGCGUACCAACCAGUAAUGAUGUUCCCGGGCGGCAUGGGCUACCUGCCGUACCAGCAGGCGAUGCCGCAGCAAGUACCACAGCCGCAGCCGCAGCCGCCUCAACCACAGCCUGUUACUGAGGAGCAGCUUGAACAGAUCAAAGAGAUGUUCCCGAGCAUGGAGAAAGAAGUGAUCAAGUCAGUUCUAGAAGCGAACAACGGAGACAAAGACGCAGCUAUCAACUCUCUCCUGCAAAUGUCAGAAUAAGCACUACAAAUACAUAUUGUUUCGUUUAAGGAGAAGCUCUUGGUACUGAGAAACAUUUAUAAGUUUUAUAUUUUGUUUAUUCAAUGCCAAUAUUAGCAGGCCCAAGUAUUCUAAAAAGGGUUUUGAUUGGUAUAAAUGUAUUUAUCGAAUUAUCAAAUCAUAAGAUCUUUAUUGAAAUAUGUAUAGUUAAAUUUGUAAAUUGGAAAUCUAUGAUGAAUUUGGAUAAAUAUACGAACCUUUUAGUCAUAUAUAUUAUUAAUAUUAUCUAUUGAUGUAGGUGUCUACAUGAACGAUUAAAUAAGGCAUCUCAUUAAAACCAAAAGGCCCAUGCUUGCUCGCUGUAAUGCUUUAAUGCAUUUUAUACAUACAGUUAUAUACUUUGUA
This is a messenger RNA of Plutella xylostella (diamondback moth), 1343 nucleotides long. The record is from RefSeq and is a predicted model, not a curated record. NCBI's taxonomy places the organism in Eukaryota, Metazoa, Arthropoda, Insecta, Lepidoptera, Plutellidae.